UUUUGCAGGAGAUGCAGGUAGCGUUCCGGGAGUGCGGGCUGUGCUAGGGAGAGUGGGGCUGGCGGGCAGUGUAGGGGGAACAACAUGCCGGGGACUCUAGCAACUACUGUCCCUGCAGGUUACUGGCAAUAGGGGGUCCGGUAAUGUAAAUAGGUCCAGCACAGCCGAGCCCCCCUACAACCUCAAACCCUCCCCCCCUGAUGGCGACUCGGUGUGGGGCAGUCACUGCCCUGCUGGGCCAGUUAUAUAGCCAGUUAUAUAGCCCUUACUGACUGGCCUCCAUCUCCCUAGGAAGCAGCACAGCAGCUCUACCCUCUCUGUAAUGGCUCUGUCCCACUGCUGCAAUACACACGGAUAUCAGUCCCUCAGGUACCUUGCACCAUGACUCUUAUUAAUCCUGCACCACAGCAUCAAAUCAAAUGUUAAAAUUCUUAGCAUAAGCAAAAAAAAAAACAAAAAAAAACUGGGACUACAAAUAAGCCAUUUCGGAGGGUGUGUCCAUAGCAGGAAUCCCCUGCCUGCACCUUUCUUGGAGACUGCUACUUGCUAUGGCAAGUAAACGGAAAUCGACAACACCAUGCAUGGUGCUCGCUAGCGAGCCUGAUCCUGAUCUGGAAAUAAAUUCAGAUAACGAAGAAAGGUCUCCUCAUCCUACGACAGCAGAGAACCCUGCUCCCGAGAGCUCCUCCAGUGAAGAUGAUACGGUAGAACCCAACGAUUCUGACAAUCAGCAAAAUAAAACAGUCGAAGGCGGUUACGAAUGUAAAUACUGUUCUUUUCAGACUCCGGACUUAAAUAUGUUUACUUUCCAUGUAGAUUCCGAACACCCCAAUGUAGUGCUGAAUUCUUCCUAUUUUUGUGUGGAGUGUAACUUCCUAACUAAACGGUAUGAUUCUCUCUCCGAGCACAACAUGAAGUACCAUCCUGGAGAGGACAACUUUAAGUUAACCAUGGUCAAACGCAACAACCAGACAAUUUUCGAACAAACGGUUAACGAUCUGACAUUCGACGGCAGUUUUGUUCAAGAGGAAAACCAGGAACAGGACGAGCCUAACUCCCCAGGAAUAUCAAUUAGCAAGACCCCAAUCAUGAAACUAAUGAAGGACAAGUCCGACAAGAAGCGGAUUACAGUGUCUCAAAAUGCAGGUGAUGACAGUGCAGAGGACAUUGAUGUAAAAAGGGAGAGUGACCAAAAGGUGAAACUGCAAGAAGAGACAGAAAAAAAGACACCUCCGCUUGUUUCUGAGCCGGCUAAAACAGUAAAUAACAUUAUCACUAAUGCCCCAGAACUCGCUAGUACCAUUGUAACUCCGGCUAAUGUUCUUCAGUCUGGCCUAGCACAAGUUAUCACAGCUGUUCAGGCACAACAGAAUUGCAAUAUCGUUUCCAAAGUCUUAAUACCUGUCAAUAGCAUUCCCAGCUACAACGCUGCCAUGGACAAUAAUACCCUUUUACACGGUGCUUACAACAAUUUUCCCUACCCCACAGUCUCGGAAAUUAAACUCCUUACUUCUCAAACCAAAUUCACAGAGGAGCAAGUAAAAAUCUGGUUCUCUGCGCAGCGCCUCAAGCACGGGGUCAGUUGGACGCCCGAAGAAGUGGAAGAAGCGCGGCGAAAGCAGUGCAACGGUACAGUUCAUACCGUUCCUCAGACAAUUACAGUGAUUCCUGCUCAUCUGUCCACUGGUGCCAAUGGUUUGCCUUCUAUUUUUCAAACGUGCCAAAUAGUAGGUCAGCCAAGUCUUGUUCUCACCCAGGUUGCAGGUACAAAUGCAUUACCUGUGACUACACCCAUAGCAUUGGCUGUAGCUGGAGUUCCAAACAGUGCCCAGCUGCAGAAGGCCCCACUGGCCACCACCCAACCAAUACCAGAAACAAAACGAGUGUUGACUAUCCCCGCACCACAGAUUCCCAAGCAGGAACAGACUGUGAUAGGUAUUGAUUUCAGUAUGCGUUCAAAGAAAACAAAGGAACAGUUGACUGCACUGAAAAUUAGCUACUUAAAAAGCCAGUUUCCACAUAAUUCCGAAAUUGAACGCUUAAUAAAACUGACAGGUCUCACAAAAGGGGAGAUCAAAAAAUGGUUUAGUGAUACGCGAUACAACCAAAGGAAUUCAAAGGGUAGUCAUGGUAUUCAUUUCACUAGUGACGGUGGGGGCAUAAUCUUCGAUUCUGGCGAUGAAACAAUAGACUCUCCUACUCUCGUGCCACCACCGCAACGCAGCAGGCAAACUUGGAACCCUUUCCCAGAUUUCACACCUCAGAAGUUUAAGGAAAAGACUGCAGAACAGCUUGAUGCUUUGGAGGAAAGUUUUCUAAAAAACUCUGUACCCACAGAUGAGGAACUAAACAAAUUAAGGGUUCAGACUAAACUAACAAGAAGAGAAGUCGAUGCCUGGUUCUCGGAGAAAAGGAGAUCUACAGGCAUAAAGGAGGAAGCAAGUGACCUUAAUGAGAGUAAUGCAGGCCUGUCUAUAAAAGAAGAGGUGGACGCAAAUUUUGGGGAAAGUGAUGCUUUGGGAAAUAAGUCGGGGGCAAUGUUUCCGGCAAAGCUUGGAAAAAAGUCCCCGGAACAGUUGCACAUGCUUAAAAAUGCAUUUGUGCAUUCACAGUGGCCAUCCUCGGCAGAAUACGAUAAGCUGGCGGAUCAAACAGGACUUGCCAGGAGUGAUAUUGUGGCCUGGUUUGGAGACACGAGGUAUGCGUGUAAGCAUAACAAUCUGAAAUGGUUCUACCAAUAUCAAGGGCAGAACCAGAACAUUAUGAAUGGCCAAACCUCAACUCGAAAACGGGGAAGAGGCAGGCCGAGAGGUAGAGGAAGAGGGAGGCCUCGAGGGCGUCCAAAGGGUCCAAGAAGGACAAAUAAUUGGGAGAGGGUGACGGUGCCAAAACACAAAACUGGGAAAGCACUGCUAAAGGACUACUAUGGGACACACAAAUUCCUUAACGAGGAAGACCUCGACGAAUUGGUUUCCAAAUCUCGCAUGGGCUAUGAGCAGGUGAGGGAAUGGUUUGCAGAAAGGCAUCAAAGAGAGGAUGCUGGUCUGGAUCCUUUUGAUGAAGAGGAAGAAGACGAGGAUGACUUUUUGGAUGACCAAGAUGAUGAGGAAGAGAAUGGAGACACGGAUGAUAGCGACACCUGGGAGCCCCCAAGACACGUUAGGCGCAGACUUUCUAAAAGGGAUGAUUGAUUUACAAACGACAAGAAGUUCCAGUUACUGUGAGUGGGGUACCUUUUCUCUUUUUGAAAACCGUGAAACACCGAGGACGAUGACUUUGGGGAAGGCCGGAAGUCAGUGCUGUGCCAAAGUCGCUGUUGUGCAGUCAGAGGACGUUACUGUAAAUAGAACUAUGUGGGGAGCACAUACCUUGUACAAUUCAGAUUUUAAUACAUUUUUACAACAUUCUUUCUUUUGUCUUUGUUAGUUGUACUUUAUGUGGGGUAGGGAGCUGGAAUAGCGGACAAAACAAUGACCACUAGUUUUUUUUUCAUUAUUACACAUAUUUUUGUCUAGUGUAGUUACGUUUGAGCGACGCGUUUUGCUGCCUGUGUUCCUUGUUCUGGAAUUUGCUUCUAGCUGAGCUUCUGAGCGACCAAAUAUUUUUGCAGAGCGAAAAGAGCUACACGUCACUGAACUACAACGUCCUCGGCUCUCUCUCUGCCGCUUCGCGUUUAGCCAACACGGUUCUUUUUUUAAUUUCCCACUGAAAUCUCAUAUCAGUACAGCUCCGUGAGCUCCGUCCCCAUCCGCACUCUGCAUUUCUCCCGAUCACUUCAUGGUUUUUAUCCUGUGUAGCCACUUUGUAUUCUGUCAGUGGGUAAUUGGAUUUUUUGCAGGGGUUUUCCAGUGCUGUUCAUUGUGAUUUUAUAGUACUGCUUUGCAAACUCUGCUAACCUUGCAGCUACCAAUAAAAUUGGUGAACUCUA
Xenopus tropicalis (tropical clawed frog) is the source of this 3928-nucleotide messenger RNA. RefSeq names its product zinc fingers and homeoboxes 1 (gene zhx1). The coding region runs from base 549 to 3191 and encodes 880 amino acids. The transcript is spliced from 3 exons. Gene Ontology annotation, cellular component: nucleus. Gene Ontology annotation, molecular function: DNA binding. The record is from RefSeq and is a predicted model, not a curated record. Lineage: Eukaryota; Metazoa; Chordata; Amphibia; Anura; Pipidae.